Messenger RNA from Mercenaria mercenaria, 2784 nucleotides. RefSeq names its product eukaryotic translation initiation factor 3 subunit B-like. Gene Ontology annotation, cellular component: eukaryotic translation initiation factor 3 complex. The record is from RefSeq and is a predicted model, not a curated record. Lineage: Eukaryota; Metazoa; Mollusca; Bivalvia; Venerida; Veneridae. The transcript is spliced from 18 exons. Gene Ontology annotation, biological process: translational initiation. The coding region runs from base 34 to 2175 and encodes 713 amino acids. Gene Ontology annotation, molecular function: RNA binding; translation initiation factor activity; translation initiation factor binding.
CCGCCGCACCGGUUUGUCCACGAGGUUUUCAAGAUGGCGGCUGAAAAGGGGGAAAGAGAGUCCCGGAGACAAAAGAGAUCAGAAUCAUCUGUAGAUAAUCACAUAGACUAUGAUGAUGAUGAAGAACCAGACUUCAGUGAUCCAGAAGAUUAUGUUGAUGAUAUAUCCGAUGAAGAUCUUCUUGGAGAUUUGUUGAAAAAUAAGCCGAAGGAUACAGACAGUAUUGACAAUGUGAUCAUUGUGGACAAUAUACCAGUUGUUGGACAGGAACGUCUUCCCAAAUUGCAGAAUGUGAUCAAGAAAAUCUAUGAAAAAUUUGGACGAAUUGUCAAUGACUUUUACCCCAUGGGGUCAGAUGAAAAAACAAAAGGGUAUUUGUUCAUAGAAUACUCAAAUCCACAAAGUGCCCUUGAUGCUGUGAAGAGUACAAAUGGUUAUAAAUUAGACAAGGCUCAUACCUUCGCUGUCAACCUCUUCUCUGACUAUGACAAGUUUGAACAUGUACCAGAUGACUGGGAACCUCCACAGGCCAAACCAUAUAAAGAUCUGGGAAACCUGCGUUAUUGGCUGCAAGAUCCAGAUUGUUUUGAUCACUAUAGUGUUAUAUAUGAGGGCGGAGAGAAGACGGCCAUAUUUCAGAAUACUGUACAUCUCAGUUCUGUUAGAGAACCAACAAAAGUGGAGGAGAGAGCUCGUUGGACAGAGACGUAUGUGCGGUGGUCGCCACAAGGCACAUAUCUAGCAACUCUACAUCAGAAAGGUAUAGCUCUGUGGGGCGGUCCAAAGUUUGAUCAGAUCAUGAGAUUUAGUCAUCCUGGUGUGCAGCUUAUAGAUUUUUCACCAUGUGAAAGGUUUUUGAUAACAUUUAGUCCAGUGCCGGUGAAAUCAGAAGAGCCGCAGAGUAUAGUUAUAUUUGAUAUACGGACAGGACAGCGCAAACGAGGUUUUAACUGUGAAUCCCAUGCUCAGGCCACUUGGCCAAUAUUUAAAUGGAGUAGUGAUGGGAAAUUCUUUGCAAGACUUGCUCCAGAUACCCUCAGUGUGUAUGAAACUAAUACAUUUAGAUUGUUGGACAAUAAAAGUUUGAAGAUUGAGGGUAUAAGAGAUUUUUCAUGGAGUCCAUCGGAUAACUAUUUAGCUUAUUGGGUACCAGAACAGAAUAACAUCCCUGCACGUGUAACUAUUAUCUCAAUGCCAGCACGUGCUGAGAUGUGUGUGCGUAACUUGUUCAAUGUUGCUGAUUGUCGGAUGCAUUGGCAGAAGAACGGAGACUUCCUGUGUGUUAAAGUAGAUAGGUAUUCAAAGGCAAGGAAGGCUGAAGAUACAGGACAGUGGAAAUACAGUGGUAUUUACUACAACUUUGAAUUGUUCAGAAUUAGGGAGAAACAGAUACCUGUGGACAAGGUAGAAUGUAAAGAAAACGUAUUGGCAUUUGCCUGGGAGCCAACUGGUAACAAGUUUGCUUUCAUUCAUGGCGAGAAUCCAAGGAUCUCGGUGUCGUUCUAUAUCGUCAGACCGCAGGGGAAAGUGGACAGUCUGAAAACAUUUGAACGACGUACAGCUAACCAUCUAUUCUGGAGUCCAACUGGUCAGUUUAUUGUCCUGGCUGGUCUUAGAAAUAUGAAUGGAGUACUUGAGUUUAUUGAUACAGCUGAUAUGACUGUGAUGGCUCAGACAGAGCACUUUAUGGCUACAGACGUCGAGUGGGACCCUACUGGAAGAUAUGUCAUUACUGGAGUCAGCUGGUGGGGACAUAAGGUUGACAAUGGUUAUUGGUUAUGGUCGUUCCAAGGUCGUCUUUUACAGAAGCAACAGCUUGACAGGUUUUGUCAGUUACUAUGGCGACCAAGGCCACCAACACUGCUAUCAGUUGAGGAAAUCAAGGAGAUUAAGAAAAAUCUGAAAAAGUAUUCUCAAAGAUUUGAGGCACAGGACAGGCUCCGACAGUCUACUGUAUCCACUGAAAUACUUGAGAAGAGACGUCAGUUGAUGCUGGACUAUGAGAGAUACCGUCAACAGAUGGAGGAUGAAUUCCUUAGUGGUAAACAACGUAGAAUUGCUCUCAGAGAUGGUGUUGACACAGACGAGCUGGAUAACUUACCAGAUGAUGAGUAUGAUGAGGAAGUUGUUGAAUUUCUGCUUAAAGUUGAAGAAAUUAUCUUGGACGAGGAGUAGGGGAUACAAUCACAUUGUGUGUCACAUUGGGAGGGACAGAAUUCCCUCCCCUAGCCAUUGUUGCCUCUUUUAGUUUUGAAAUAUAUAUUACAACUCUUUGGUAAAGAACAUUAUUCCAGCUUUGAAAAGCCAGCCGUCUUGAAAACUUGCCAAAGAGUUUGUGUAUACCGAAAGAAUUUGUUGAUAAAAGAGGCACUGAAAUUAGCAGAAUAUAUAUUUAAAAAAAGCUUUUUGUGGUAAAUUGUAUUUUUUUUCUUCUGAGUUUAGCUGUAUAAUAUAUUUAUUGUUCUUAUUUUAUGUGGUACACCUCUUUGUUUUAUAAAUAAUCUACAAGUGCUUUUAGUCUCCCUUUGUGUUGACAAGAUACCUGUAUGACAUUAUGUUGUGGAAAUCAAAGACAACAGUGGAAUCAAAUAUUGUGAAUAGAAUGAUAUAUACAGUGCUAGUAAUAUCUAUAUAUCCACCACCUCCUAGAUGCAAGUAUAUUCCUCAUUUUUCAGGACUUUUUCCUCUUCCUUUCCGAUUAUGUAAUAACAUUGCUAGGUAUUUGUUUGGUAUUUAUUUUGGCUUAAAGUAUAGGCAUUUAAUAAAAGGACAUCUGAACAUAAA